Molecule: messenger RNA, 1848 nt
Organism: Bicyclus anynana (squinting bush brown)
Lineage: Eukaryota; Metazoa; Arthropoda; Insecta; Lepidoptera; Nymphalidae
Exons: 6
Coding region: 407-1237 (276 amino acids)
Source: RefSeq, a predicted model, not a curated record
GAGGCAACUUUGUAUGGAGUCACUGCAGACUUUUCAUGGAAACAUUUAAAAUGAGACAAAGAGAUUCUUUGUCUCAUUCUUACUGUGACUACAGGCUUCAAAGGGCUAGAACCCAGAGCCGUAAAUCCAGUUUUAAAAAAGUUUUUUUGUACUUUAUACUUUAUCACUGUACGUGGUAUUUUUUUUUUACUGGUCACUGGUUUAAAAAUAAGAAAGUUUUCUUCCCGAAGUUUUCAUAUUUUUAGUGGUUUUUCAUGUGAUUUAGUGAUAAAGUGUUUCUAUUUUUCUCUCCCUGUUAGCUUGAGGAUACUCGCAGCAGUGUGAUUGAGACUAAUAGCAAAUUGAAGACAGUGACUUUUGUUAUUUUGAGUUUGUGACUCUUUUCUAGUUUGUUAGAUAUUUUAACAUGUCUGACAAAUAUAGAAAGUGUGUUAAGUGCGGUGCAUCAGCUUUUAAGGACCCAACGCUUACUUUCCAUUCUUUUCCAAGAGCCGGAAAGGCAUCUAGUUGUUCAAGGCUUCGAAUUUGGGCAGAAUAUUGUUUUGCAAAUGUAACUGAGAAAGAGUUGAAAGGCUUGCACGGAAGCCACAAGUUAUUGUGUAGUAAGCAUUUUCAUCGCAGUGCAUAUACAGAUGAUACAAUGAAAAAGUUAAACCGUAAUGCUGUACCAAAUAUGUCAAGUUCACCAGUCGAAACAUCCCAGCAACAUUUCGUUUCAGAGGAAUUGUCAGUGCCUCUACAACCCACUAUACCAAAUGUGCCCAUCUUGUCUCAGCCACCAGAUACACCACAUAAAUAUUUAAGUCAAGUGAAUCCUUCUGUGCCUUCACAGUUAUCUGUACUGGAUGAGCCUAUAUUGGUUCUGCCAGAUCCAUCACAGCAAACUAUAAUUUUAAAGAGCCCUUCUGUGUCAAAAUCUAUACACCCAGAAAACCAACUUGGCAAGCAACAACUUAAAAAAUGCAAAAAAUAUCUGAAUAAAAUAUAUAGGCUGAAAAUGGCCUUGAAAAAAAAGAAAAAUGUUAAAGGAAAUAGAAAAUGCUUUUUAGAAGCUCUGACAAAAACUGAAUACUUUGAAAAAUUUAAUCAAUACUUAAAUCCAGCUUUUGGUGUGCUUCUACAGAGUCAAAUGACAAAUUCACGUAGGAAACUACAGGGCCGACGUUGGACUUUAAAUGAAAAAAUUUUAGCAUUAGCUAUUUAUAAAAAAUCUAGUGCCUGUUACAAAUUGCUGUGAAGAAUGAUGUGCUUGCCAAACCCAGGUACAUUAAAAUGCCUUUUAAACAGAGUAUAUUUACCAUGUGGAGUGAAUAAAAAAGUUAUGGCAAGUUUAAAAGAAAUUUCACAAGGUGAAGAAAAAAAAGAUAACUUAUGGGUUUUAUUAUUUGAUGAGAUGUCAAUACGAAAAAAUUUGAUUUAUAACCCAAAAACGGAUGCCAUUGAGGGGUACCAAGACCAUGGUUCUCAAGGUAGAAACCAGCAAAUGGCUUCACAUGCCUUAGUUUUCAUGUUAGUGGGACUGAGAAAAAGGUGGAAGCAACCCAUAGCCCACUUCUUCUCAGGAGACUCAGUGACGGCAGAUAGACUUCAAGCCAUUAUUAAAGAGGUAUUGGCUGAGUGUUUCUCACAUAACUUGGUUGUGGUUGCAACUGUUUGUGACAUGGAUGGCGUAAAUAUGAGGGCGUUAAAUGCGUUAGGAUCCACGGUCGAUAGACCUUUUUUCAUAUAUAAUGAAAAUGAAAUUGUAACCAUAAUGGAUCCUCCGCACCUAUUAAAAUGUUUUAGAAAUAAUUUUCUUAAACACAACAUAAAGUGUCCAGAUAAUUUUGCAACCAAUGCAGUAUCAGG